Molecule: messenger RNA, 3435 nt
Organism: Theobroma cacao (cacao)
Lineage: Eukaryota; Viridiplantae; Streptophyta; Magnoliopsida; Malvales; Malvaceae
Product: ARM repeat superfamily protein
Biological process (GO): protein phosphorylation
Molecular function (GO): protein kinase activity; ATP binding
Source: RefSeq, a predicted model, not a curated record
AUGAAGACAAAAAUCAAUGAAAAUUGAGAGAGAGAGAGAGGUGGAAAGCGAGGAAUAGGUUGUGAUCCCACGGAAGAAAGAGUCCAAUUCUUCCACCUCCCCUCCUCCUUCUCCCUAAUUUCAAUUCGUUCUUCUAUUCAUUGACCAAUUUUAUAUUAAAUAUUUUCAUUCGUUUUGUUCCUUCUUUCUGCAUAUCGCAAGCAGAUACCAAAAAUGUCGAUCAACAUGAAAACCCUAACCCAAGCCUUGGCCAAAACCGCAGCGGUCAUCGAGAAAACCGUACAAACAACCGUGCAGGAGGUUACCGGACCCAAAGCUCUCCAGGACUACGAGCUCCUUGAUCAGAUCGGCUCAGCCGGGCCAGGGCUUGCCUGGAAGUUGUACUCGGCCAAGGCGCGUGACGGAACGCGUCCCCAACAGUAUCCCACGGUGUGCGUGUGGGUGCUGGAUAAGAAGGUGCUGUCCGAGGCACGCGCGCGUGCGGGGCUCUCCAAGGUGGCAGAAGAUUCGUUCUUUGAUUUGAUACGAGCGGAUGCAGGGAGGCUGGUUAGGCUGAGGCAUCCGGGAGUGGUUCACGUGGUCCAGGCUUUGGAUGAGAAUAAGAAUGCGAUGGCGAUGGUUACCGAGCCGUUGUUUGCGUCGGUGGCUAAUGCGCUCGGGAAUGUCGAGAAUGUUGCCAAUGUCCCUAAGGACCUCAAAGGGAUGGAAAUGGGUUUGUUGGAGGUGAAGCAUGGUUUACUUCAGAUUGCAGAAUCCUUGGAUUUUCUUCAUAACAAUGCACGUCUUAUUCAUCGGGCUAUAUCACCUGAGAAUAUUUUGAUUACUUCAAGUGGAGCUUGGAAGCUCGGUGGAUUUGGUUUUGCAAUCUCAACAGAUCAGGCCUCUAAUGAUUUAGCUAAUGUGCAGGCCUUUCACUAUGCUGAAUAUGAUAUUGAAGAUUCUGUCAUGCCCCUUCAGCCCUCACUGAAUUACACUGCACCUGAAUUGGUUCGUAGUAAAGCAUCUUCAACUGGAUGUUCUUCUGAUAUUUUCAGUUUUGGUUGCCUUGCCUACCAUUUAAUUGCUCGAAAGCCUUUGUUCGACUGCCACAACAAUGUCAAGAUGUAUAUGAAUACAUUGACGUACUUAUCCAAUGAAGCCUUCUCCUCCAUCCCACCAGAAUUAGUCCAUGAGUUACAGAGGAUGCUCUCUGCAAAUGAAUCUUUCAGGCCAUCAGCACUGGAUUUUACUGGUUCUCCAUUUUUCCGGGAUGAUACUAGGUUGCGUGCUCUUCGCUUCCUCGACCACAUGCUUGAAAGAGAUAACAUGCAGAAGUCUGAGUUUUUAAAAGCUUUAUCUGAUAUGUGGAAAGAUUUUGACUCCCGUGUGUUGCGGUAUAAGGUACUUCCGCCACUUUGUGCAGAGCUAAGGAAUUUGGUAAUGCAGCCAAUGAUUCUGCCUAUGGUUCUCACAAUUGCAGAGUCACAGGAUAAAACUGAUUUUGAGUUAGUUACAUUGCCAGCUCUUGUGCCUGUCCUGAGCACUGCUGCAGGAGAGACCUUGCUGUUGCUGGUCAAGCAUGCAGAACUUAUUAUCAACAAGACAAGUCCGGAGCACCUAGUAUCCCAUGUCUUGCCCAUGCUUGUUCGAGCUUAUGAUGACAAUGAUCCUCGUAUACAAGAGGAAGUUUUGAAAAAAUCUGUAUUCCUUGCCAAGCAACUUGAUGCGCAGCUUGUGAAGCAAGCCAUUCUGCCUCGUGUUCAUGGCUUAGCUCUUAAAACAACAGUUGCUGCGGUCAGAGUCAGUGCUUUGCUAUGCUUAGGGGAAUUCGUUCACACACUUGAUAAACAUGCUGUGCUGGAUGUCUUGCAAACCAUUCAACGUUGUACGGCUGUUGAUCGUUCUGCUCCCACUCUUAUGUGUACCCUAGGGGUUUCAAACUCAAUCCUCAAGCAGUAUGGAGUCGAAUUCGUUGCAGAGCAUGUCCUCCCUCUACUCACACCUCUUCUCACUGCCCAACAGUUGAAUGUUCAGCAGUUUGCCAAAUAUAUGCUCUUUGUCAAGGAUAUUCUCAGAAAGAUAGAAGAAAAUCGGGGGGUUACUUUAACUGAUUCUGGAAUCCGAGAGGUAAAACAUGCUGCUACUGCUAAUGGGCUUGAGUCUCAAGCCUUGAGCAAAGCAAGUGGAACUGUGGCUUCAGCAAAAAGCAGCCCAGCAUGGGAUGAGGACUGGGGUUCUACUACCAGAGGAGCUGCGACUGCCACUGCCCCUGCCCCUGCCAGUGCUUACCAGCCUUCAAACAACAACUUAUCUACUCAGUCUGUUUUGGGUGAUAAAUCAAUUCAAUCGGCGCCCAGACAAUCACAGUCUUCCAUGAUAUCUACCGUAUCUAGGCAGCAAACGUCUGUUUCUUGCCCUGCAGUUGACAUUGAGUGGCCUCCACGUGCAUCUUCAGGUGUUACUGUACAGUCAGGCAAUGGUGAGAAGCAAUUAAAUGCUGGAAUAUCAUCGCCUAUAAAUUUUGAUGAAUUAGAUCCUUUUGCAAACUGGCCUCCACGGCCUAGUGCCGCCUCAAGUGGUCCUGGGGCCUUCAACAAUGGCACUAGGGGGCCAGCCACGAACAAUUAUGGAUCCAGUUCUAUCACAAGUAACCCAAACAACUUGAGCUACCAAACGGACAACAGCGACAGUUGGGCCUUCAGCAACCAAUACUCUGGGGAGCCACUAAGACCUAAUCAAGGGAGUUCAACUUUGAAUACAAGUAUUUUGAACAGUGGGGGUCUCCAGAACUCUCUUGGAUUCAAGAAACAGAACCAGGGGAUUUCAGCCUCAGUGACUACUUCAUACAAUAAUCAUAAAUCAACAGAUCUUGGGUCUAUAUUUGGUUCUAGCAAGAAUGAACAGGCUGCUCCAAAACUUGCACCACCCCCGUCAACUGCUGUGGGUAGAGGAAGAGGCCGAGGGAGGGGAGGAAGUUCAACCUCAAGGGCUAGCCAUGCCAAACCAACACCCGAACAACCACCUCUUUUGGAUUUACUGUGAUAGGUGAGUAUUGCUUUUAUUAGAGCAACGCAAAAGAUGAGAUCUUGAAGGUGCCUUGAAUAGAACGGCCAUCUCCACGCUGUAUAGAGCUUUGCCAGAUUCUGCUAAAAGCUGUUGAGCCUGAAAGUAAAUUUAUUCAUCUUGGGAUGAUAGUCAUGUGGCCCUUGUGGAGAUGGUUUUGUUUGUGAUAUUAUAGCUUUGUUGUGGGCUUGUUUGUAGCUUUACUGUAAUUGAUCCAUCAACAGGAUACAUGAUUUUUUUAUGUUAAAAUUUUGUAUUUACCUCUCUUAAAGUAGUGUUGUUUUCUUGACUAUUUUUGUGAUAUCUGCAGCUGCAUACUGUAAUUCUUGAAACAUGUCAGUGAUUUGAUGUGGAACUAAUUAAUAAAGGAAAUUGAAAUUUUUGAGUCCUUAA